AAGAAAGAAUGGAUAGAGCUACAGGAAACUGGCUGAUAUUCUUCAUGUUCAAGAUCCUAAAUUGCUGCCUCUUUGUAGUGGGUGUAGGAGUCUUUGCAAUCUCUAUCUGGCUAUUUGCAUUGACAAAGCAUUUCAAUAUGUUCAAUUGUAGCUUCAUUCUGAUAGCAAUUGCGAUUUGUUGUCUAUCAGUUUGGUCAUGGCAGAUGAAAAAAUCUCCUUAUACUUUAUGACUCUAUUUAGUGAUUGUCUUUUCUCUCUUUAUUGUUGAGUUCUUACUCACAAUUGCAUUACUAGUCAAUAGAGCUGAUAUUGUGGAUUGGGCUGUCAGUAACUCUGAUGAAGACACACAAGAUGGAAUCCAAGAAUUAGAGAAAUUGAUGAACAGCAAUAUUAAGAUGACCUCAUACGUUCUACUCGGUACAAGCUUACUGACCCUUGCUAUUUUUCAGAUCGGCUGGUGGUACAGGACAACUUUGAUUCUAAGAGCAAUGGGAAUAAAAUAUAAGAGAUUGUCAGACAUGGGAUCAGAGCUUGAACUAAACUCAAAAUUCUAAAUACCCAAAAAGUAUGGAAUGAGAUUCAACAUAUGUA
Messenger RNA from Moneuplotes crassus, 591 nucleotides. The record is from the annotation of a GenBank genome assembly. NCBI's taxonomy places the organism in Eukaryota, Ciliophora, Spirotrichea, Euplotida, Euplotidae.